Symbiodinium sp. CCMP2592 is the source of this 711-nucleotide messenger RNA. The record is from the annotation of a GenBank genome assembly. Lineage: Eukaryota; Dinophyceae; Suessiales; Symbiodiniaceae.
AUGCUCGCGCAUCGAUCGAUCCGCAAGUACACCCCCGAUCCGAUCCCGCAGGAGCACAUCAACGCCGCGAUGAUCGCCGGCCAAGCCGCCGCGACCUCCUCCGCCGUCCAGCCCUACUGCAUCCUCCACAUCACCGACAACGACAAACGACAACAGAUCGCCGACCUCGCCGGACCGCAGCAAAAAGUCCGCGACUGCGGCUCCUUCUUCGUCAUCUGCGCCGACCUCCGCAAACACAUGCUCAUCACACAGCGAGCAGGCAACGACUACAAGACUGGUCUCGAAGCCUUCCUCGUCGGCGCGGUCGACGCGUCGCUCUUCGCCCAAAACUUCACCCUCGCCCUCGAAUCCCUCGGAUACGGCACCUGCUACAUCGGAGGCAUCCGCAACGACCUCCCCAAACUCAACAACAUCCUCAACCUCCCGCAAGGCGUCCUCCCCCUCUACGGCCUCUGCUCUGGAACUCCAGACGAAUCCCCAAGCCAUCGCCCACGUCUCGCGCCCCAAGCGAUGCUCUUCGAGAACGAGUACCCAGACGACGAACAGAACCUCGCGCACAUCGAUCAGUACGACGAACUCUACAAGCAAUACCUCACCGACCGCGGCGCCCCGCCCGCGACUUGGUCCGAGUCGAUCGCAAAGAAAUACAGCUACGCCGCACGCGAAGGACUCGCAGACUUCUACGAAUCCAAAGGUGCGAAGCUCUGCUAA